Cataglyphis hispanica is the source of this 4248-nucleotide messenger RNA. RefSeq lists its product as uncharacterized. Bases 1166 to 3802 code for a protein of 878 amino acids. Gene Ontology annotation, molecular function: fibroblast growth factor receptor binding; growth factor activity. Lineage: Eukaryota; Metazoa; Arthropoda; Insecta; Hymenoptera; Formicidae. The record is from RefSeq and is a predicted model, not a curated record. Gene Ontology annotation, biological process: positive regulation of cell population proliferation; positive regulation of gene expression; regulation of cell migration. Gene Ontology annotation, cellular component: cytoplasm. The transcript is spliced from 3 exons.
CCUCGAAUAUCGUUCACCUUCGAAAAAGAUCGGUACGCAAAACGCCGAGGAGUUAAAAAUAUUUUUCGAGUAUUUUUUUUUAAGGAUGUUUGUCGGAGCACGUGAUCGGUUGUACACAUCAAUUUCGAUUUUCAUCCCUUGGCUGUCGUGUGAAUUGGUGGAAGUUCGUGACAGGAGUAUUCUAUCGUGAGAUGUCGAUUAAAAAAGAAGGAGGGCUUAUGUUCUUUCUGCGAAUGGUGAUAACUAAUCGUGAAGCAGUGCUAGUGCGUUACGUGGGGAUCUACUAGCGCCGAUUCUUUUAAAGAGAAGAUUGUUCCGUGCGUGAAAAUCGAAAAAAAAAAAAACCAAAAUCGGUGAGACAUAUUAUCGGAAAGAAUCCGGCGGAGAAGAAAAGAGAGAGAGGAGAAAGGGAGAGAAAGAGAGAGAGAAACCCGUUAAGUGAGGUAACGCGUGUCGAGUCUCGCCGAUUAAUAGCAACGUGAGAGAGAGAGAGAGAGAGAGAGAGAGAGAGAGAGAGAGAGAGAGAGAGAGACAAGGACCGAGCGAGGUAGUCGAAAGUAACCGGUAACGUCAACCUGCAUACCGCGACAAAACCGUUUAAAAGAAGAUCGGCCACGCCGAUCAUCGUCGCCGAGAGAGCCGAUCGAAUCAAUUCACUACCAGGAUCAUUCGCAGUGUAUCGAGUAUCCUCGAUCCUAUAUUCUUGGACGAGAGACACGAUCUAUUUUCUCGAUCGGCUUUAUUCAUUAAAAUUCACGAGAUAGUACCGUCGAUUUGAGAUCGUCCCGGGACUUGACAAUCAGCUGGAUCGCGACGCGAUAUCGUCACUGACGCGCGAUCGGCGAUAACCGACAUAAUGCAAGAGUGCCGAAAACGCGAGAACGAUGCAUGGACGGUAACGGUAAAGCGACAGCCGGAUCCCUUAUUCAUCGCGAACCACGUCUCACCGAGGCACCGUCUUCCGAGGACGGAAGUGAGCGGAAAUCGGCUGUGAUGCCAGCUGGCAGCGCGCGCGGCCUUCAUCGAUACCGUAUUGACGACCACGAGGAGGGCGAUAACGAAGACGACGAUAAAUCUCGAUCGGCGAUAAACUAUCCUACGAGAAACUAUUACCACGCGGCUAAGGUGGAGGAGAGCAAAGAGACAAGUGUCGGAUGAGACCGUCAUGCCCGCUGAGGUUGACACGGGCGGGCAUUGGGUGCUGCACUGUGAUUCCCGUGCCGAUCGCCCGAUUCGCGUGUCGAUUUUCCCGAGACUUCCUAGAAUCGACCAGGACCGAGGACCGAGAAGGAGAGUCCUUCAAGAUCGGCGAGAACAGAUCGAAAUUGGCGCGAGAGAAGCGCGGCUGACGUCGGAUCACCGUGACGGGAAAUCACUCUCUGUUCUCGAUUCAUCAUCCGUAAGGAUUCCGAGAAUCGGCGACCGGGAGAAGAAGGUCCUCUCAACAGAUCGGGCAUCGCAGUCAUUACUUCGGAGACGAAGAGGAGACGGUCUCCUAGCGUAUCUCGCGACGAGGGAAUCUUCGCCGGCGAUCGAGAAUGCUCGCGAGCGUUUCCCGGUCACGUGGAAGUCACAGGAGAGCGAGGAGAAAGAGCGAGUGGAAUCGCGGCUACGCGACAUCGAGACGAAACAAUCUGACCCCACGAUAGCGGCCUCGAUCGCAGGGCGUCGAAGUCUCCAGGAUCGAUCGCAGACGAGACACGCGCGGUCCGCGGUCCACGAUAGGAAGAAUCUCGAUGCUUAUCCGGGAAGGACGAGGAUAACGGAAGAAAGUCCUCUUCUCUCUAGUCACCGUUCGCGUACUCGCUCGAAUGAGGAUGAUCUCCAGGAUGUUGAGGGACGUUUCGGCGAGCGACUUGACGAGAACGCGCGUUUGGGAGGACGUGAUGAACGCUCGGAGACGGAGCGGAUGGAAAGGCUGGGCCAGAACAGGAAGAGGAUCGGAAACUGGCGCGCGUAUCGCGUCCGCUCGUUCCUUCAACUGGCCUUUCUUCUCUUCCUCGUCGCCUUCGGGCGAUGCGGACUCGGCUCGUCGGGUGUGAUUAAGUUCAGUGCGAGACCGACCGCGAGUGUUCUCGGCUUCGGCGCGUUUAUUCGUGCAGUGAGUGCAGGCACGAUCGAUCUGACCGGCGACGCGGGCACUCGCGCCGAAAGAUCGGCCAAUCUCUCGCACAUCACCGGGGCCUCGCGAAAGAUACAGAUGUACAUUAAAAAUCGUCAUCUACAAAUCCUGCCGGACGGCACGGUCAACGGCUCCAAUGACGAUACCUCUGAUUACACGAUUUUUCAAAGAACAUCGAUAUCGAGAGGUCAAUUAAGGAUUCAAGGCGUAGCGACCUGCCUUUACCUCUGUAUGGAUUCCUGCGGUCUACUUUAUGGCUCGCGCGAGUACACAGAGGACUGCGUCUUCAACGAGACCUUGGAGCAGCACAACUACAAUACGUACAGUUCGGUACGCUGGUCCACAGCAAAGAAGACGCUGUACCUCGGCCUGAAUCGCCACGGCCAACCGAGGAGAGUACAAACUAAGGGUCACAACCUGGGAAGACUGUCGGCCUACGCCCGGGUGUUGACGCAGAUGGCUCCGUUUGAUCGCGUGGAAGCUCUACAGAGGCGGAUGCAGGGCGCACAGCACAAUGUGCGCCAUCGGCAUCACGGCCAUCGUCGUCUACACGCCGGUGACGUAGCGCAACAGUCCAUCUGUCCCACUCUGCCGGAUCAAGAGAAGGACGGCAGGGACAGGUUCAGAUGCCGUAAACGAAAGAAAAGGAAGAAGCGGAGGCGACGGUGCCGACCGGGCGAACAGCCCGGUCCCCAGUGCCGAGUCGUCGAGGGAUCUACCGUGAGUCCCACAACGGACAUCGACGCGACUUCGGAGAUGAGCAGCAUCACCACCCCGGAAUCUAAGCGAUCCUGCGAGGGGGCGGCCAGCGAGGAGGCCUGCAGACGUCAGGCUCUUUCGGUACCGGCGAAGAAGCGGAAGUCGCGGAUAGACGGCGGCGGCGGCAGCGGUGGGAAUCUCACGCUCAACAACGGUAAGAACAAAGCAUCAACGUCAAACGCGAAAAAGCCAAACGUCAACGUCGCCGAUAGUCAAAGUAAAAAGCCUGAUUUGACGGACGGGAAAAAGACGAAGAGGAGGGGCCCGCCGAGGAGAGGGAACGCGAUGAUGCCGCUGUCCCGGAAGCAGUACGAGUCUACCACGGUCCGGGUCUUUUCGCCUCUAACAGCGCCCACCAGCGAGGUGCAGCGGGUCUCGACAGCCACAUCGUCCUCGUCGCCGUCUCCUCCUGGUGUGUCAACCGCUCCCUCUUCCGCCGGAAGGCCGAAUUCGCCCUCGUCUGGCCGUAGGAAACCGUCGCCGUCUUUGAGAAAUCGCGUCACGAGACCGAUGAGUUCGCAUAGGAAAGGAAAGUCGUUUUCGCGUUCGCCGAGUCGAUCGAAAUCGACGCCGAUAAGCGAGAUGAAUCUAUCGUCAACCACCAAAGUUCCUGAAACCACGAGCGCGUGGUGUGCCACAUCUUUUCCUCAACUUCCUCGAUCCUCGUCAAUUCCCUCCUCCUCGUCCUCGCUCUGGCAGAAGUCAACCGAAAACUCUACAAAUUCACCGUCGAAUUCUUCGCUCGUUGACGAGGAGUCACGCUCAACCGUCACGAGCGAGUUCACGACUGAGAUGGUAGAGUCGAUUGCGGAGGCGACAUCCAGAUUGGACGAGGAGGACGGCAAAGACAAUGAGUCUAGUACGAUCGAGACAAUACCGAGAACGACUACGAGGUUUCCUAUAGAGCGGCUGGCAAUGUGACGAGCUCGUUUCUCGAAUGGUAGGAGGAUAUUUUUACGCGAAUGUCAUUGUAAACUUAUGUGUAUAUAGGAAUCACUCUACACGUAUCACAACUCACUCUACAUUCAUGAACGACAAGUGUACGUGUGACGUAUGAUAUACCGAAGUUUCAACACUCGCGAUAUAAGAGGAUCGAUGUGGUUGUGAUUUCGGUAAAAUCAAAAUGUGUUUCGAGUUUAAGAAUACUUUGAGAAGUAAUAAAGUUAACAUAUCACGCAUAUAAAAUUUCCUAAUUUAUUUAAGUGGAUUAUUUAAAGUAUCUUUUUUAUUAAAAAAUUAAAAUCAUUAAAAUUUUAUAAUCUUGCCGACAAAAAAUUCAUUCCUUAUAAUAUUUUCAAUUACGUAUAUGUCUUUUUAUCGGACACAACAUAAUUAAUAUAAUUAUGUUUAAAAAAAUAAGAUUUUUU